AUGGGGAAAGGAGAGAUAGAAGAGAGCAGCAGUACAGUGGGAUUAUUGAAGAGAAGCACAACUGGAGGAAGUGGGGGGUCGACAAGAUGGGUGGAUGGUAGUGAAGUGGACUCAGAAUCAGCACCUUGGUUACUCUUUGGUGAUGAGGAAAUUAAUAGAGAAGGUUAUGGAUCUGUAAGGAGAAGGCUUGUCAAGAAGCCCAAAAGAGUUGAUUCUUUUGAUGUUGAAGCUAUGGAGAUUUCUAGUUUCUACAAGUGCCUACGUUCAUGUUUCCCUUUACUAAUCUGUGUCUCUUCAAAUAAACAGGAGGAUUCUCUUUUGAGUACACUUGCUCUGGCAUUUCAAACGCUUGGUGUAGUAUAUGGUGACUUGGGGACAAGCCCUUUAUAUGUUUUUUCAGAUGUAUUCAGCAAGGUGCCCAUCACAUCUGAAGUUGAUGUCUUGGGGGCAUUGUCCAUUGUGUUAUACACAAUUGCUCUCCUUCCACUGAUGAAAUAUGUAUUUAUAGUGCUCAAGGCCAAUGAUAAUGGGGAAGGAGGAACAUUUGCACUGUAUUCAUUGAUCUGCAGGUAUGCAAAUGUUAACCUUCUUCCUAAUCGACAGCCAGCUGAUGAACGCAUCUCAAGUUUUAAGCUCAAGUUGCCCACUCCAGAGCUGGAAAGGGCUUUAAAUAUAAAAGAGAUUUUGGAACGUAAAUCUUCUCUAAAAACCCUUCUCUUGCUGUUGGUUCUGAUGGGAACAUCAAUGAUAAUAGGUGAUGGUAUCUUGACCCCAGCAAUGUCAGGUAUUCUAUUUGUUUUUAUUUUUUAAAUUUUGUUGUCCUUGAAAGGUGCAGAAGCGUUUUUUCUAAGAUCCUCAAUAAGUGGCCAACAACCAACCUUGAGUGAACUUUCUAGCAUCCAGUUUUGAUCUUCUACCUUCGUCAUAAAUGCUAAUCUCUAUCUUUGUUGAAGAAGACUGGAAGAGUGGGAAAGGAGAAACGAAGUGUUUAGAGGACGGAACAAUUUGCUGUCUGUUUAAGAAUUACAAUAGAGCAGUUGUAAAAUUCAGGGGUGGGGUAAAUUGUAUGUCUUAUUUGAUGUUAUCGUGCCUGUUGGAACGAAGUUACCAUUGUAACUCUCUCAUCAA
Molecule: messenger RNA, 1128 nt
Organism: Nicotiana tabacum (common tobacco)
Lineage: Eukaryota; Viridiplantae; Streptophyta; Magnoliopsida; Solanales; Solanaceae
Source: RefSeq, a predicted model, not a curated record